AUGACGGCCCACUGCCUACUGGGCGCGGCGGCCGCCGGCCGGCCGGCACGUCACGGCCCCUCGCCCCCGUUCCACAGCUCCGGCCAGACGAUCACACUGUACACCACUGGCAGCGCAACGCCCAAGGCCACAGCUGCUUCCUCGCAGCACGCUGUGUUCACCAGUGGCAGUGAGGGCCCGAUCGGCCACCGCGGCAGCUGGCUGCGCGCCCUGACGCGGCCAGGGGCGCUCCGGCCCGGCACGGUGACCGUCGUCGACGAGCUCCGCGGCAGGAAGGAGUUCGGGCUGCCUUUGGAAGGGAGGCUGGAGGGCAUCCUCGUCACCAGCUUGGCAGACAGCAGCAGUCACAUGGUGGCCGUGAGGGCCUCGUUUGCCGGCGAUGGCGCGGAAGACAGCCUCAGGUUCUUCGGCGUGCGCCGCGACGACCAGGAGGAGUCUCACAUCGCGGUGGUCGGCGGGACGGGGCGGUACAGCGGGGCCGCUGGUUUCGCCGUGGUCAGAGCGGCAGAUGUACCUGAAACGGGUGGGAAUGUCAGCUCGAGCAGUGCGCUCAGUUUCAGUGUGCAUCUCAAGUAG
Messenger RNA from Panicum virgatum (switchgrass), 576 nucleotides. Its product is annotated as dirigent protein 16-like. Bases 1 to 576 code for a protein of 191 amino acids. The transcript has 2 exons. The record is from RefSeq and is a predicted model, not a curated record. NCBI's taxonomy places the organism in Eukaryota, Viridiplantae, Streptophyta, Magnoliopsida, Poales, Poaceae.